Molecule: messenger RNA, 6146 nt
Organism: Leptidea sinapis
Lineage: Eukaryota; Metazoa; Arthropoda; Insecta; Lepidoptera; Pieridae
Product: mucin-12-like
Exons: 16
Coding region: 1-5697 (1898 amino acids)
Cellular component (GO): plasma membrane; cytosol
Molecular function (GO): lipid binding
Source: RefSeq, a predicted model, not a curated record
AUGUCCAGUAAAGCUGAGAUAAAUAACACAGAAGAAAUUUAUGAAGUCAAAGAACUUCCUGGUGAUGAGUUGGAGUUCAUCAACCCGAAGCCAAAAGAGCCAGUAAUAAGAGAGAUUGUAUAUUACAGAGUUAUUGAAAGGCCGUACAAAGAGAAGGAACGUCCCAAGGGUACAACUCCGGAUGAAGCACCAGAUUUUGAUGAAUCCGUUCGUCCCUUUACAAAUGGACAAGGCUAUCAGUUCUUGGAUUGGGGACCAGAGGAAACUCACCCAGUUUCUGUAGAAGAUAGAACUCCUAAAGACAAUAAGCAAGAUACAAAUGAGAAAUCUAUUACGAAUAGACCUAUUACAAACAAUGACAACUCAGACAAUCAGAUUGAAGAGAAUCACAGUAUUGACAGUUCGGGUAAAAAGGAAAAUGUUAACGAACAAGAAGCGAAGAAAGAAACUGACUCCAAUAAACCUAACGAGGAAACACAUCCAGCUACCGUAGAAAUAGAAACUGCAAAAUCAAAUGAAGUGCUAUAUUCUAAUAAUAAUAAUAUUUUGACUCGAAAUGGUACAUCAGAGAACUCAGACAAAGGUGGAGAAACAAAACCAGAUGAAGAAAUGAAGAAGAAAAGUACUGACAAUUCUGCUGAUAAGAAAUCAUUAACAAGACGAAAAAGAGAUACCAAUAGCACGCCGGACAUACCUCCAGCGCCUACACUGCCAGACUUCGAUGUUGACACCCUACCCGGAUAUUUAAGGAGUGUUUAUGAAAAAUCACCGUAUUUUAAGAAUCAAAAUGCGAAUGAUCUUAAUGAAAACAGCAUAGCAGAUACUACUUCCUACGAUACAAAAUCAUCGAAUGAAUAUAACGGAGAAACACUGUCCCACGAUAUAAACCAAAAUAAUAAGCCAAGACAUCAUAAUAUUCAGCCAGGCAACACACGCGAAGAGAAUAAUGAACUGAUUGAGCGAUUUGACGAUAUGUUUAGUAACUUACCAAAUACAUAUUCAAGCAAACCUAAAACAUAUGGAAUGGAUUUAAAAGGAGAUCAGGGAAUUGUUUGGAAUAACAUUGCAACACCAAGCCAAUAUGUAACCAACGCUGCAAUAAAAGUCACCUCAAAAUCUGAGUCACAACAUGGUGAAGCGUCUUCUCACGACAGUAAAGAAAUAGAAAUACCUCCAGCACCAAAAAUUCUAGAGCCAAGACCCGAUGAAGAGGAAGUUCCACCAGCUCCAAUACUACCAGAACCAAGACCUAAUGAAGAAGAACUCCCAUUCACAAAGGCAUUAAUUAAAUUAAAAUCAAACAAUAAACUUGACAAUGACAACAAGGAAAGUUUAUUUCCAAUUCCAACGAAUCCAAAACCACAUAUAGAUUCAAAUACUUUGCCUUCUCAUGAAGUACCGAAUGAAAACUUAAACCACUCUGGAUUAUCAAGUGAAUCCCCUGAUUUGGUAAUAAAGAAUAAACAACCAUCUAAUGUGGACCCUUUACCUGAAAUAUCAGAAGAAAGUAAUAAUUCAAACGAAGAUUUAAAAGCAAAAAUGGAAAAAUCGUUUGAUAAUAUCAUCAAAAAACUUCCAAACUUUAAGCCAAUUCAGCCAAAAGAAUUAUCAUCACUUAUUUCCUCAUUGUCACACAGUGAGGCGAAAUUUAAAUCGACAAAAUUAUUGAAAAACAAAAUAUUAAACAAACGGUCAAAGUCAAAACGGCGUUAUAAAGUACUGUCAACAACACCGAAAACUUCGCAAAAUGAAGAAGCAAGUGAAACAACUGCGAAAUCACAAUUACGUACUGGACAAUUAAAUUUAGAGCAAACUGAUUUACCUGACGCUUACGGAAUGCACCUUAAUGGAGACCACGGCCAUGUCUGGGAUGAUUUAGACCCAAAGGAUGAAUUUUCUUACAAUGUUGGCAGUCAAGAAAAAAAUUUUGUGGAUCAUAAGAGAAAACCUACUUCCCCAAAUACUUUUGAAACUACAGAGUUAUCACUUAUUAGCGGUCAAACAACACCGAUUGCAAAAGUCGAUACAACAAAACCUUACAAUCACGCAGAAGCCACUACUGAAUCUACGAUUCGUGUUACUAUUCAAGAACCGAGUAACCAACCAAUCACAACUACAGCAAGUGUUAGUGAAGCAUCAACAAAUAAAAUGACCGGUACAAGCAUACCAAAUAAGAUAGUCAAUGUUAUCAACACUGAGUCUACAAUUGGCCAUAUCACUACCGUCACAGAACCUAACAUAGGUCCAACUGCAAUAACAGAAAGUAUUACGAAUGCAACAAUAAAUUCAAAGAGCAAAACGAUACCAAAUGAUGAAACAAGUACGAAAAAUGUUUCUACUGAACCUGAACCUGUAACCAAUACAGCCACAACGACGACUGAAAAUAUUAAGAAAAGCUCUACUAACCUGAAAUCAUCUACUACGCCUAAAACUGUACCAGAAAUAAUUUUAAGUACAUCACUAAAACCAGAAAUAGAAACUACAACGCUAUUUAUCGUCAGUUCAACUAAACCACAAAUAAAAAAGACGACCAAUAAAUCUGAUAUAUCUAAUAAUAGUACAGUUAGCACACCAGAAAAAAGUAGUGAUGUUCAAACAACUACCGAAGUGCAAAAUAAUAUAGAUUCACACGAUAAUCCCAAAAUUUCAAUUGUAAAUAACGAUGAAUCUGAAUUGAAUGCAUCAAACAAAUCAACAAAAGCAAAAUCACUGGAAAAAGAUAAAAAACACAAUAAGAAAAGCAAUGACGAUGAAAAAAUUAAAUUGGAAUUGAAUAAGUUAUUAAAAAAGAAGGUGUUUUGGAACUGGCUUUCAAACUGGACCACGGCUUAUUUAGAAGUAUUAAAAGAGCACGUAGAUGAACUUGUAAAAGAAGAAGUAGCAAUACAAAUACGUAAUAUAACUGAAGCUUUACAAAACAACUUGAAUGAAAGUACAGCUGCCGACCAAAACACUCCAACAUCAGAUGUGUCUGCGGAUAAAAUUACAAAUGAGAAGGAAAUUUCAAAAAUUAUAGACAAACGUUCAAUACCAUCAACUACAUCAGACAGUACAUCUAACCUAUCUAGUGCAUAUCAUACCACCACACCUAGACCAGAAGGUAAAACAACAACAGAAGCUUCAACUAGCACUACAACAGAUGAGCCGCAAGACAUGUCUAUCACUGAUAAGCCAUAUAAUAAGUCUAGCAUAACAAAUACAGACGACAAAUCAACGACAGCUAACCCAGAGAGUAGGUAUACUACAGCUAUGCCAGAGGACAAAAGUACCACAGAAAAACCGGAAAAGAAGUCUACUACAGCUAAGCCAGAUGACAAAUCGACCACAUCGACGCCAGAGAACAAGUCAACAACAGCUAAACUAGAGGACGAGUCUACUACAAUGAAGCCAGAGAAAACGUCUACCACACCUAGGCCAGAUGACAAAUCAACCACAUCUAAGCCAGAAGACAAGGCUACAAAAUCUAAGCCAGAAGACAAAAGUACCACAGAAAAACCGGAAAACAAGUCUACUACAGCUAAGCCAGAAGACAAGACUACAACAGCUAAGCCAGAAGACAAAAGUACCACAAAAAAACCGGAAAACAAGUCUACUACAGCUAAGCCACAAGACAAAUCGAUCACAUCGAAGCCAGACGACAAGUCAACGACAGCUAACCCAGAGAGUAGGUCUACUACAGCUAUGCCAGAGGGCAAAAGUACCACAGAAAAACCGGAAAAGAAGUCUACUACAGCAAACCCAGAAGAUGAAUCGACCACAUCGACGCCAGAGAACAAGUCAACAACAGCUAAUCUAGAGGACGAGUCUAAUAAAAUUAAGCCAGAGAAAACCACUACCACAGCUAGGCCAGAAGACAAGUCAACAACAGCUAAACUAGAGGACGAGUCUACUACAAAUAAGCCAGAGAAAACAUCUAACAAAGCUAGGCCAGAUAACAAAUCAACCACAUCUAAGCCAGAAGACAAGAUUACAACUGCUAUGCCAGAGGACAAAAGUACCACAGAAAAACCGGAAAAGAAGUCUACUACAGCUAAGCCAGACGACAAAUCGACCACAUCGACGCCAGAGAACAAGUCAACAACAGCUAAACUAGAGGACGAGUCUACUACAAUGAAGCCAGAGAAAACAUCUAACACAGCUAGGCCAGAUGACAAAUCAACCACAUCUAAGCCAGAAGACAAGACUACAACAGCUAUACCAGAGGACAAAAGUACCAUAGAAAAACCGGAAAAGAAGUCUACUACAGCUAACCCAGAUAACAAAUCGACCACAUCGACGCCAGAGAACAAGUCAACAACAGCUAAACUAGAGGACGAGUCUACUACAAUGAAGCCAGAGAAAACGUCUACCACACCUAGGCCAGAUGACAAAUCAACCACAUCUAAGCCAGAAGACAAGACUACAAAAUCUAAGCCAGAAGACAAAAGUACCACAGAAAAACCGGAAAACAAGUCUACUACAGCUAAGCCAGAAGACAAGACUACAACAGCUAAGCCAGAAGACAAAAGUACCACAAGAAAACCGGAAAACAAGUCUACUACAGCUAAGCCAGAAGACAAGAGUACCACAGCUAAGCCAGAAGACAAAUCGACCACAUCGACGCCAGAUAACAAGUCAACAACAGCUAAACUAGAGGACGAGUCUACUACAAUGAAGCCAGAGAAAACGUCUACCACACCUAGGCCAGAUCACAAAUCAACCACAUCUAAGCCAGAAGAUAAGACUACAAAAUCUAAGCCAGAAGACAAAAGUACCACAGAAAAACCGGAAAACAAGUCUACUACAGCUAAGCCAGAAGACAAGACUACAACAGCUAAGCCAGAAGACAAAAGUACCACAAAAAAACCGGAAAACAAGUCUACUACAGCUAAGCCAGAAGACAAGAGUACCACAGCUAAGCCAGAAGACAAAUCGACCACAUCGACGCCAGAGAACAAGUCAACAACAGCUAAACUAGAGGACGAGUCUACUACAAUGAAGCCAGAGAAAACGUCUACCACACCUAGGCCAGAUGACAAAUCAUCCACAUCUAAGCCAGAAGACAAGACUACAAAAUCUAAGCCAGAAGACAAAAGUACCACAGAAAAACUGGAAAACAAGUCUACUACAGAUAAGCCAGAAGACAAGACUACAACAGCUAAGCCAGAAGACAAAAGUACCACAGAAAAACCGGAAAAAAAGUCUACUACAGCUAAGCCGGAAGACAAGACUACCACAGCUAAGCCAGAAGAAAAAUCGACCACAUCGACGCCAGAGAACAAGUCAACAACAUCUAAAUUAGAGGACGUGUCUACUACAAUUAAGCCAAAGAAAACGUCUACCACAGCUAGGCCAAAUGACAAAUCACCAACAUCUACGUCAGAAGACAAGACUACAACAGCUAAGCCAGAAGACAAAAAUACCACAGAAAAACCGGAAAACAAGUCUACUACAGCUAAGCCAGAAGCCAAAUCGACCACAUCGACGCCAGAGGACAAGUCAACAAAAGCUAAACUAGAGGAUGAGUCUACUACAAUUAAGCCAGAGGUAAAGUCUACCACAGCUAGGUCAGAUGACAAGUCAACCACAUCUAUGCCAAAUGACCAAUCUACAACAACUAAGCCAGAAGAUUCAACCACAGUUGCACCAGGUGAUAAAGCAACCACAGCGAAACCAGAGGAAAAGUCUACUACACCUAAACCAGAUACAAAGAGAUAGUCAAACAUUUCUUGAUCUUAGUAGAUUGAUUAAUUAGUUUUUAUUUCCAUGGUGCUGUCAUGUACAUUAUGCUGCAUAAUCAUUGACGUACUAUAAACAACUAAACUCCCAAUCGCAUAUUAAAAGGUCGUCAAAAAUGUCUUUGAAACUUUGACAGAUAACAUUAAAACAUUCAUUCAAAUUAACACCUUAAUUCGCGGCAUUAAUGUUCAAAGUCUAUCGUAUACGUUCAUAAGAAGCUCAUUUAUUAUGGGUGCGAAAUGUGCGACAGAGAAGUCUUUGCGUGGCGUUAUAUUCAAAGCGCACAAUUAAACAAAAUCUCUGCCUGAUCGACGCGUAAGCAGAGUUUGUUUCAGACAAUUAUUGAGCGUAAUUGUGGGGCUAGUUGAUUAUUGUACGUCAAUGUGCAUUAUAUAUUUUGUAAAUAAAUAUUUCUGUAUAUUUUAAAA